Messenger RNA from Clarias gariepinus (North African catfish), 2405 nucleotides. RefSeq names its product sorting nexin family member 21 (gene snx21). The record is from RefSeq and is a predicted model, not a curated record. The transcript has 4 exons. Gene Ontology annotation, cellular component: early endosome membrane. Lineage: Eukaryota; Metazoa; Chordata; Actinopteri; Siluriformes; Clariidae. Gene Ontology annotation, biological process: protein transport. The coding region runs from base 367 to 1497 and encodes 376 amino acids. Gene Ontology annotation, molecular function: protein binding; phosphatidylinositol phosphate binding.
CGCGCGCUUGUGUGUCAACACUAUGCAAAGCGCUGUUUAGACAGCUUUAUUCAGCCAUCUCGAGAGCUCAGGAAAGGAAGAGGCGCUAGUAUAAAUGCAGUAGUAAGCGUUCUCACUGUACAUGUACAAUUUUGUGGUGUCGGCAGAUCCUCGGUUGUGAACCCGCUGCCGGAGUGUUUCUGCCCCUUCAUGUGUCCGCCUACUGAAGUGGACAGACAGACUCUUGAAAUCCAGCACUUUCGCCAGCUUUUGCCUUCUGUGUCUUUACCGACAUGACCGAAUCCAGGCUGUGUGUUUCUCUGAGCUGCGUUUCUGAUUUGCGUUGGCUCACAAAUUCACAGUGAUAUAUUUUCCAGUACUGUGCUGAUGGCUUCUAAGCUGUUGGACAGACUUCGCCGAUCGCUGUUCAAAGAAGGAGAGCUCCAUAUGGACACAGGAGACACCAAUGAGUUUCCAGAAAGCUCAGAACUUGAGGACGAAACCGACAACGUCUCGUCCAGGCUCAGUGGGACGCUCUGCUUUGACGGCGAUGGUGUACUGGAUUCAGAAGACGCAGGUGAAACAUCUGGCCCAGACAGCGAUUCGGACUGCUUUGCAGAGUCUAUGGAUAUCGCCAGCGGCAGCACAGACAUAAGCCCUACCAGCCAGACCAUGAAAGGCUCCGGCAUGCUUACCCGACAGCUACAAGAGAGUUGGAGGAAUCUGCGCACUCGCUGUGUGAUAGAAAAGCUUCUUUUUGAAGUGACUGACGCCAGCGUUGUGCAAGAGGCAAACUCCAAAUAUGUGCUUUACACAAUCCAUGUCCUCCAGUCUGGCACAUUUGACAAGGCUCCUGCAGUCAUUGCACGUCGCUACACUGAUUUUGAGCGACUGCACCAUCUUCUGCGCAGGCAUCACAGAGAAGAGAUGGAUGGAGUCCAUUUUCCACGCAAAAAGCUGCGCCGGAACUUUACAGCCGAGACCAUUGGCAAGCGGAGCCGUGCAUUCGAGCAGUACCUCUCACAUUUGCACUCUCUGACCGAGGUGCGAGCUUCACCUUUAUUUAUAGAGUUCUUUUACCUGGGUGAACUGCGCAGCGGUCAAAGCCUGGUGCGCUCUGGUCUCUACGAGGAAGCGCUUGGUGUUCUGGUUAAUGCACUGCGCCUCCAGGAGAAACUGGAAUCGCCACACAAAUCUCACAGGCUUUUUACACUCUCUGCAGUGGCAAAUUGUUACCAGGAGCUAGAAAGGCUGAGCGAAGCACAGGAGCACUGCGAGCACGCCCUCAACAAACUGAUGCCCUCGAUGGAUAUGCAAAAGACACAGAAAAAGCAACUCCACCCACUACUAGUACCACUCCUGCAGACCAAUGUGCGGCUCUGUUGGAAGAUUUCCAAGGACAAGCGGCGCUGGGAGGCACUGCUGCAUGAAAUCCAGGAGCUUGGUGUUGAUGUUGAGAAUCAUCCUGAUUUGAAGGAGUUUGUAGUUAAAGAAAACAUAUUAGAAAAUGAGGGAUAGUUCAGGCCAAACCAACAUAGGGCAUUUAACACUGAUUAUAGUGACAGUCAUAAUGCACACAUAAGGGAUUCAUUAGUUAUUUAAUGAUGUUAUCAUGUUAUCCUAUGAACUCACACAUUUACACACAUAUUUUUACUAUAUCUUCAUACUUUUGUGCACAUUGACAUGUAUAAACAAUCCCUACACAAUAUGCAGUAAAUUUAAUAUUAAAAUAGUUUAAGCAGCCGCUUAGUAGAAAUAUAUUUUUAUAAAUAGUUUUAUUAGACCCAAAUAUUACUGGGUACAAUGUAAAAUAGAUAAUAUUACAGUUUUGAAUGCAUAUUUAUCAAAUACAUUAAGGGAAAUAUUUUGAUAGAGAUAUUUUUUCAUUAUAUUUUGAUAAAGUGUUUUUAGCCACUAUUUUACUAAUUUUACCCACACAUUUCAACUAUAGUCCUUCUUUACUGAAUAAAAGAUUAGAGAUUAAAUUUUAUUGUUUAAUGCUACAAAUGCUACAAUGCUUUUGUGUAUUUAUAUUUAGUAUUUAGAUAAAAAGAAUUUUGUUGAAGUAUGUUACUGCUUUUUUCACUUUAACAGGUCCGUUACUAUAGUGAAACCUGGCACAGUUCCCAAAUCUAUAAAUACUUGAUGGGUGUAAUGGACUUUGUUUUGCAAUUUCUGCAAUAUUUUAUGUAUGUACUGUACAUGUUUUAAAGAGUCAUUUUAAUUAACUUGCACAUAUGCACUACACUAUCCCCAACACCAAUAAUGUUGUUUGUUUUGUUUUUUAUAAAAUCACUGUAAAUUUUUAGAAAGGGAAUGAAACAUGGUAAAAUUGAUGCACUCUAUUUUAAACCACUUUCAGUUUACAGUAGACAUGUGAAUGAAUUCCCUUUCACACUAAUAAUAAAAUACAGUUUAUCUACAAA